AUGAGCACUGGUAAGAGCAUUGCGGAUGCAGGAACCAUGACAUCUGAUUUGUCAAAAGGCAGCAGCGCCAUCAGAUCUAUUUUUGCAAUUCUGGACAGGAAAAGCAAGAUUGAGCCUGACAACCCUGAAGGUUCCAAGAUUAAAAAAACGCUGAGUGGCAGGAUAGAAUUAAAGAGUGUUUUCUUUUGCUAUCCAUCAAGGCCCGAACAAAUGAUAUUCCAAGGUCUCAGUCUCAAGAUUGAAGCUGGAAAAAUGGUGGCGCUUGUAGGACAGAGUGGUUCAGGAAAAUCCACUGUUUUGGGAUUAAUUGAAAGAUUCUAUGAUCCAAUACAAGGAUCAGUUCUAAUAGACGAUUAUGAUGUCAAAAGCUACAACCUGAGAGACUUGAGAUCACACAUUGCACUUGUGAGUCAAGAACCGACUCUUUUUGCAGGAACCAUCAAUGAAAAUAUAGUUUAUGGGAAAGAGGAUGCCACUGAAGUUGAAAUCAGAGAAGCUGCGACACUUGCAAAUGCUCAUGAAUUUAUAAGUUCAUUGAGGGAUGGAUAUCAAACUUACUGCGGAGAGAGAGGAGUCCAGCUUUCAGGAGGACAAAAGCAGAGAGUAGCACUUGCUCGGGCAAUUCUGAAGAAUCCAUCAAUACUUCUCUUGGAUGAAGCAACCAGUGCCCUGGAUAGUUUAGCUGAAAAUAUAGUCCAAGAAGCAUUGGAAAGGAUGAUGGUUGGUAGGACUUGUGUAAUUGUAGCUCAUCGUUUAUCUACAAUACAGAAGGCAGAUUUCAUCAUGGUGAUUAAGGAUGGAAAGGUUGUGGAGAAAGGAUCACAUCAUGAACUACUUGCUAUUGGAGAUCAUGGAUCCUACUAUUCGUUAGUCAAGUUACAACAUAGUCACUCUCGUUAG
Messenger RNA from Fraxinus pennsylvanica, 900 nucleotides. The record is from the annotation of a GenBank genome assembly. NCBI's taxonomy places the organism in Eukaryota, Viridiplantae, Streptophyta, Magnoliopsida, Lamiales, Oleaceae.